UGGUUGAAAAUUUUGACGAUGUUUUCAACCGCAUCCAAGAGAUAAUCGAUGAUCAGAAACAACGAGCCGGGCAACAGCAUCAGGAACACAGUGAAACACCUGCCAAAAAAGUGCCAGGGGAGAAGUUGAAGGAUGCAUUGGAGCAGUACUUGAAGGAACUACCCGUGAUCGGUUUCAAUUCAGCAAAGUACGACAUCAACGUAAUAAAAAAGUACUUGUACAAGAAAUUACAGGAGGCAGGCGAUCCGGUGGAGAUGGUCAUCAAGAGAACUGGUUCGUAUAUGUCCCUCAAAACUCAAAAAUUGAAGUUCCUCGAUAUCACUAAUUAUCUUGCCCCUGGAUAUUCUUACGCAAAAUUUUUAAAGGCGUACGAGUGUCCGAGCGCCAAGGGUUUCUUCCCGUACGAGUAUAUGACAGACCUGGACAAACUGCACGAAACAGAACUGCCACCCCACGCUGCUUUCUAUAGCACGCUAAAAGACGAAAACAUCUCUGAGGACGACUACCACUACUGUCAGCAAAUUUGGCGGGACAAAAGCAUGACGACGCUUCGUGAUUUUUUAAUGUGGUACAACAAUCUAGACGUUGUUCCAUUUCUGGACGCCAUUCACAAAAUGUUUGAAUUCUACAAAGAGCGUCAAAUGGAUAUGUUUAAGUCCGCUAUCUCUGUCCCCGGCUUGUCGCUACAGUAUCUCUUCCUCACCCUGCCUCAGCCAGACGUCCACUUCAGCCUCAUAGACGAAGCGAACAAAGACGUAUACUACGCCAUUAAGGCUAACAUCGUGGGUGGUCCUUCCAUCGUUUUUCAUCGAUAUCAUGAGAAGGAGAAGACAUUCAUUCGUGGAGGUAAACUGUGUCAGAAUAUUGUGGGCUUUGACGCCAACGCGUUGUAUUUAUGGUCGCUCAUGCAGGACAUGCCCGUUGGGACUUUUGUCCGUAGAAAGGCUGAUCAAAACUUCAAGCCGUUUCAAAGCCAAAAGUGGGGUGUUAUGGCAGCCGAAUGGAUGGACUGGGUGGCUUAUACAGAUGGUGUUUACAUACAGCAUAAACUCAAUGCCAAAGAAAAACAAGUUGGUGACAGACAAAUCCCUGUGGACGGUUUUUGUAAACAAAAUAAUACAGUGUACCAGUUUCAAGGGUGCUUCUGGCACGGUCACCGGUGCCAUCUCAAUAAGAGCGAGUUUAACCAUGUUAGGAAAACCAGUAUGGAUGAGUUGAGGCAACAGACAGAGCAGACUUCCGCCUAUAUUCGACAACACGGCUUUCAACUAAAAGAGAUGUGGGAGUGUGAGUGGCGGCAAAUCCUAUCCACCGAGCCAGGCGCAAAGCAGUUUGUAGAGUCACACAGACUACCCCACCACAACCGUAAGACGAUGAACCAACGGGAAAUCAUCAACGCAGUGAUGGACGGGUCCAUUUUUGGUCUUAUCGAGUGUGACAUCGAAGUCCCGGAAGCUUUGAGAGAUGACUUCGCAGAAAUGCCGCCUAUUUUUAAGAAUGUGGACAUUGACAGAGCGGAUAUCGGUGAGCAUAUGCGGAGUUACGCCGAACGAGAAGGAGUGAUGAAAACACCGCGGCGCAGUCUGAUCGGCAGCAUGUUCGCUAAGAAAAUCCUUUUAGCCACGCCACUCCUCCAAUGGUACCUCAAUCAUGGUCUGGAGGUCCUGCACAUCCAUGAAGUCAUCCAGUAUAGACCAUCAGCAUGUUUCAAGCCCUUUGGAGAGGCGGUUAGCGACGCAAGAAGGGAUGGUGAUUCGGAUCCAACAAAAGCCAUCAUCGCCGACACGAUGAAGCUGUUAGGCAAUUCAGCGUACGGAAAAACGGUUACAAAUCAAGAAAAACAUCUACAGGUGAAAGUCUGCAGCAGCAACGAAGAAGCCACCCGUCUCAUAAACAAUCCCAACUUCAGAUCCCUGCACACUCUCGAUGAUGAACUCUUUGAAGUCGAACUUAACAAAAAAUCAAUACGCCUUGGCCUCCCUCUCCAAAUAGGGUUUUGCGUAUAUCAGUAUGCAAAACUGCGCAUGUUGGAGUUUUAUUAUGACUUUCUCCUGACAUUCAUAGAUCCGUCCGACUUUCAGCUCUGCGAAAUGGACACCGACUCAGCGUACCUGGCGAUAUCUGGGGAGAGCUUAGACACCAUCGUGAAACCUGAGUUGCAAGAGGAAUUCCAGCGAGAGAAGGGAUCCUGGUUCCCACGUGAAGACAGCGCAGCUCACCGUGCCUAUGACAAGCGGACGCCCGGGCUUUUCAAGGUCGAAUGGGAAGGGGACGGCAUCGUGGCUUUGUGUAGCAAGACCUACUACUGUUUCGGCACAAAAGACAAGGUGAGCUGUAAAGGACUUAACAAAAGAUCAAACGAGAUUACAAAGAGAACCUACCUUGACACGUUGGAGACGCAGCAAGCUGGUGGGGGCGUCAACAGAGGAAUCCGAAUGCGGCAGGAUGGUAUGUACACCUACGAGCAGGAGAAGACGGCCUUCAGCUAUCUCUACCCAAAGCGGAAGGUGGCAGAAGACGGGGUGUCAACCACUUACCUAGACUUAUAAGUUAUUUAUUAGGGCCAUCGAUCAGCAUCAACACCGUGACGUUAAAUAAGAUGUAAAGUGGUGGUGGUUAAUUUAUUUAUAUAUUUAAGAUUAUUUGGUUCUUUUUUUUUUAUGGUGGAGGAAUUUCUUUGCAAAAUAAGAACUAUCAAAAUUUUCUAAUUUUGACUUUUGAAACCAAACUUAUUAAACGACAAGUACAAGCUGAUAAUACACCUUAAUACAAAGUACAAGCUGAUAAUAUACCUUAAUAUUGCAAAAGUAAAUUUAAUUCCACUGGUUAAAUCUAUCGCACAUUUGACUUGACAUAAUGAAAAAAGGUUUUAUAAUUGAUUUAUUUUGAUUAUUUAUUCACAUUUAAAUGUGUAUUUGUU
Messenger RNA from Patiria miniata (bat star), 2920 nucleotides. RefSeq lists its product as uncharacterized. Gene Ontology annotation, molecular function: nucleotide binding; DNA binding; DNA-directed DNA polymerase activity. The transcript is spliced from 2 exons. Gene Ontology annotation, biological process: DNA replication. The record is from RefSeq and is a predicted model, not a curated record. NCBI's taxonomy places the organism in Eukaryota, Metazoa, Echinodermata, Asteroidea, Valvatida, Asterinidae. Bases 255 to 2549 code for a protein of 764 amino acids.